Messenger RNA from Rubroshorea leprosula, 457 nucleotides. The record is from the annotation of a GenBank genome assembly. NCBI's taxonomy places the organism in Eukaryota, Viridiplantae, Streptophyta, Magnoliopsida, Malvales, Dipterocarpaceae.
AUCUUUUCUACUAAUCAUGCUUGUUUCUAGGUUACUAAUUUUCACACCUUGUCAUGGGUUUAUACCUAAGAUGCCUGAUAGAAAUCAUGAAGGUGAAUUGUCGCCCCGUGCCAAGGACUAUAUCCCUAAAGAGAAUAGAGAACUAGCUAGCUUUGUAAAAGAAGAUGCACUUAGUAAAUGUUGCAAUAGCCAUCCUGAACAGGGGAAAUGUUUGCCGGGUGAAGAUGACAUACCUCCUAAUGGCCAUUGUUACCUAUUUUGCAGCAGUUGUCCAAAAGGAGGCUUUUGCAAACGUUUCGGAGAUGGACAUCACGAGUGCCACUGUUAUUGUUGAUCUCAUCCAUACUUAGAAUCCUCAAGGGGAAAAAAGAAUAUGAAUAGAUCAUUAUGACUAUGCUAUUUGGAUCAAAUAUUAAAACUAUUUCUUAUUUCUCAGCAAUAAAAGAGUGAGGUUAUU